GUUAUAAUAAAAGUACAUUAAAUAAAAUGGAUGAAGAGUCUCAAAAUGAUGAAUUGAUAGUGUUAGAAAGUAUUUUUGAUGAGAGUGUGCUUAAAAUUGAAAGAAUUGGAGAACCAUCAGGAAGUAUUAUUAUUCAUCCUGAUAUACCUGAGAAAUAUAAUGUAAAGUAUGAAGUAAAAAAUAAUGAGAAAACUAAUUCUUCAAAAUAUGUAGAGUUUGAAGUUAAGUAUUUGCCCCCAAUCACUUUAUAUUUUGUGCUGCCUAAAACAUACCCUUCUCAAAUAAAUCCUGCAUUUUUGCUUUCAUGCCAUUGGCUAACUCUUGAUCAAAUAUCCUCACUUUGUAGAAAACUGGAUAAAUUAUGGCAUGAAGGUGAAAAGGAAGUUGUUUUAUACAAAUGGAUACAGUUUCUCAAGGAAGAAACUUUGUCUUUUUUGAAAAUAAGUGACGGUUUAGAUAUUUCUCAUGUAUCAGAUGAACGGUUUGACCAAAAUAGACUUAACAGAAAAUCAUGUAGAAAAGCAAUUCAAAAUGAUUCAGAUAAGAAUUUACAUUAUCGAGAAUGGAAUGGCCAUCAUCAGAAAGCACAAAGAAAUGUAUACUUAAAUCAAAAUAUGAAGUAUAAUAAUUCAGUUCAAGAUUCCUGUUAUCGGUAUAAGUGUGAUGAUCGUUAUAGUUCGUAUAAAUUUAGAAAUAGACACAAAGAAAAUUUUCCGAUGAAUGUCUCUAAUGGAAUCACUCAAACUAAUAGUUCAAAAUAUCAAGAAGUAAAAGAAAAUAAAUAUAAGGACAACUACAGAAAUUUUCAAAGUAAAACUGUUAAAAACCAAGCUAUCAACUGUUUGUGUACGGAACAAAAAGAUGAAGAGAAGUUUAAUCCAACGACAAGCAAAAUAACACACUUCAAUCAAAAUUCUAGACAGGAAUAUAGGAAUCAAAAUGUAAAUGGGGAAACCCGCAUUCACAGUCAAAAUUAUCAAAGAGUAGACAUACAGACUGAUGCUUUUGGCAGCAGGCAAGUAGCUCAUAGAAACAAUCAAUCUCAUUACACAGAAACGAAUGGAAGCUAUCAAAGAGGAUCAUCAUCUUCAAACUACAGAGGAGGAAGGAAAUUUCAGAAUAAUAGGACAAAAUGGGACAUAAAGCUAAACAGUCGGAUAUUGACGCCAAGAAUACAUGGUGGAAAGUGUGAUUUCGAUUUAAGAGCAGUCAGUGAAAUGGAAAAUAAAACAACAUUAAUAACAUACUUAACGGAAUAUAAUAAAGAAAAAGAAGAAGAAAUGUAUAGUAAUGAAUGGUUUAUGUGUGGAGUAUGUCUCUUAGAAAAGCAAGGAAAAGACUUUAUGAAUUUCUUGGGUUGUAAUCAUAAGUAUUGUAAAUCGUGUAUGAAGUCAUAUUUUGAAAUUCAAAUUCAAGAAGGAAAUGUGAACUCACUUUCAUGCCCUAAAGAAAAAUGUAUUUCUCAAGCUACACAACAUCAGAUACGUGAAUUAGUAAGUCCGGACACCUUUGCUCGUUAUGAUAGACUCUUACUUAAUUCAAUACUAGAAUGUAUGACAGACGUUGUUUAUUGUCCAAGAAUAUUUUGCCAAACACCAGUAAUUUUAGAAUCUGACUGUUCAAUGGGAAUAUGUCCAUCUUGUGAAUUUGUAUUUUGCACUUAUUGUAGGAUGGUGUAUCAUGGCAUUGCAUCUUGCCGUUUUAAAUCAGAAGAAAGAAAAAAAAUUAGGGAAGAAUAUCUCCAGGGAAAUAAGGAAAUUAGAUCUAAAAUGGAAUGCCGUUUUGGAAAACGUACUCUGCAAGUGCUAGUGGAGGAAGGAUUAUCUGAAGAAUGGGUUGAGAACAACAGUAAAAAAUGUCCAAAUUGUAAUGCUUCCAUUGAGAAAAUUGAUGGAUGCAAUAAAAUGGCAUGUUGGAAAUGUAAGACCUACUUCUGUUGGAUAUGUAUGCAAAUUUUAAAACAGGUAAAUCCAUACGAACAUUUUAACAGGCCGAACACUCCUUGUUUCAAUCAGCUUUUUCAAGGUGCAGAGGAAUUUGAAGAUAGUGACGAUGAAGACUGGGAAAUAGGAGCAUUUCUGAUUUAAUUUUUACAUGCUAGAACUCAAAAAAACAUUUCUUUUUUUAAUCAACGCAAAAUAAAAAUGUUUACAGUCAUUUACAACAUAUUUAUUUUUAUUUAAAAAAUUAAUGAAAUAAUAAAAUAUAUAAAAUGGAGAUAAAUUAAAAAAGAACUGAUCAGAUCAAUUUUUAAUUUGCUUAAACAUUUACUGUUUGGGAGAAAUGAAGUUCAAAGUUUCAUUAGUUUAUAACAAAUCACAAUUAAAUAAAAUAUAUUGCUUAAAAUACUUAAUACUUAUUUAUUUAUUUAAAGUGAUUUAAUUUUAAACAAGAAUGUCUCAAUGUCUAAAGUUAAGAAUGUGUGAUUAAAAAUGCUAAAAAAGAUGCUUUAUAGAUCAAUAAAUUAAUUUUU
Centruroides sculpturatus (bark scorpion) is the source of this 2473-nucleotide messenger RNA. Its product is annotated as E3 ubiquitin-protein ligase RNF14-like. Gene Ontology annotation, biological process: ubiquitin-dependent protein catabolic process; protein polyubiquitination; positive regulation of proteasomal ubiquitin-dependent protein catabolic process. Bases 27 to 2087 code for a protein of 686 amino acids. The record is from RefSeq and is a predicted model, not a curated record. NCBI's taxonomy places the organism in Eukaryota, Metazoa, Arthropoda, Arachnida, Scorpiones, Buthidae. The transcript has 9 exons. Gene Ontology annotation, cellular component: cytoplasm; ubiquitin ligase complex. Gene Ontology annotation, molecular function: zinc ion binding; ubiquitin protein ligase activity; ubiquitin conjugating enzyme binding.